Saccostrea cuccullata (small rock oyster) is the source of this 790-nucleotide messenger RNA. RefSeq lists its product as uncharacterized. NCBI's taxonomy places the organism in Eukaryota, Metazoa, Mollusca, Bivalvia, Ostreida, Ostreidae. The transcript has 5 exons. Bases 1 to 591 code for a protein of 196 amino acids. The record is from RefSeq and is a predicted model, not a curated record.
AUGACUCAAACAGGCGAGGUACAUCUACUUUUGAAAAUGAAAUCAAUCCCUUGUAUUGCAUCAGGAAAGCACCCCAUAAUUCAGGACUUUCAAACUUGGAUGCGAACAUCAUCACAUCAUCUUUACGAGCAGCAACAAACCAACAAUAUCAGUGCUGUUGGAAAAGAUGUUUAUUUUGGUUGUUUAGCGACACGUUACGGAGAGGACUGUGAGAGACCCUGCAGUCAUAACUGUAUAAACGGAACCUGUCAUGCAAACAACGGAACAUGUACCUUAGGUUGUGAUGGAAAUUACUUUGAUGCGAAAUGUCAAAAUGCUUUGUAUGAUGGCAGCUAUAUUUCGAAUUCUAAACAGGCUAUUUAUAUCGGUUCUGUAACUGGGGUCGUCGGCUCUCUUUUAGUUGUAAUGGUACUAAUACAUUUUUUCAGAUCAAGAAAAAGAGAAAAUAUUUACUCAACAUCUGGUGUUGCAUAUAAGGAAAAUAAUUAUGAUCAACUGAUUUUCAAAAUUCCCGUUGAGGUUGAUAGAAGAGAAAAGAAUAAACCACAGGCACGGAAUCCAAAUGAAGAAGUUUACGAAAACAACUUGUAAAACAACUCAGCAAAAUACGUAAUAAAAACCGGAAACACUAUCCAUUGAAAUUUCUUUCGUGACAUACGUCAUUUGUUGAGGUACUAAUUAGUUGCUGGAAGAGAUACUUUAAUACAAGUCAAAUGAGAACUAUUUUUAAAAAUAGAAUUCGAGAUAUAUAUUAAAUCUGAUUUAUCUUUAAUUAAUCUUUCAAGAGAAA